This is a messenger RNA of Brassica oleracea var. oleracea, 1553 nucleotides long. RefSeq lists its product as uncharacterized. The coding region runs from base 131 to 1381 and encodes 416 amino acids. The transcript has 7 exons. Lineage: Eukaryota; Viridiplantae; Streptophyta; Magnoliopsida; Brassicales; Brassicaceae. The record is from RefSeq and is a predicted model, not a curated record.
CCAAGCGCAAUCCCACUUCAACCCAAAAAUCUCUUAAAUAAAUAAAAAAAAAAACUUUCUCUUCUUCUCUCUUCUCCCAAGAAUCUCUCUCUGUAAGAAAAGCUUAAACCUUUUCAGUGUUUCGUUGACCAUGGCAAAGGUUGUUAGCUUCUCGCUUGCUCUGUUAAUGACGGUGGUGGUGAUUCUCACCCCUUCAGCCGCCUCCGGCGAAAAUGAGUUUUCCGAUCUUAAAAUCCGUACCCACUUGAAACGACUCAACAAGCCAGCUCUCAAAUCCAUAAAGAGCCCAGACGGAGAUAUUAUCGAUUGUGUCCCAGUCACCGACCAACCAGCUUUAUCUCAUCCUCUGCUCAUUAAUCACACGGUCCAGAUGACUCCAAGUUUCAACCCAGAGAGUGUCUUUAGCGAGAGUAAAGUUUCAUCAAACACCAAGAAUCAACAGUCUAGUGCUAUAUCUCAGCUUUGGCAUGUGAACGGUAAAUGCCCAGAGAACACAGUUCCCAUCAGAAGAACGACAAAGCAAGAUCUUUAUCGAGCGAGUUCGGUCGAGAAGUUCGGUAUGAAGAAUCAGAAGAGUAUCCCUAAGCGUAUAUCUUAUGAGCCAGCUAGUGUCCUUCCGCAAAACGGUCAUCAGCACGCGAUAAUGUAUGUCGAAGAUGGAGUUUUCUACGGGGCGAAAGCGAAGAUUAAUGUGUGGAAACCGAAUGUGGAGCUGCCUAAUGAGUUUAGCUUGGCUCAGAUUUGGGUUUUGGGUGGAAACUUCAACUCUGAUCUUAAUAGUAUUGAAGCUGGCUGGCAGGUCAGUCCACAAUUGUAUGGUGAUAGUCGCACUAGGCUCUUCACUUAUUGGACUAGUGAUGCAUACCAAGGAACAGGCUGCUACAAUCUUCUGUGCUCAGGAUUUGUUCAAAUCAAUAGGGAGAUUGCAAUGGGUGGAUCAAUCUCACCUCUGUCUAGCUUCGGAGACUCUCAGUAUGACAUUACAAUACUUAUCUGGAAGGAUCCAAAAGAAGGACACUGGUGGUUACAGUUUGGAGAAAAGUACAUAAUAGGAUACUGGCCAGCUUCUCUCUUCUCUUACUUAUCAGAAAGUGCGUCAAUGAUCGAAUGGGGAGGUGAAGUGGUUAACUCACAGUCUGAGGAAGGACAACACACUACCACUCAGAUGGGAAGUGGGAGGUUCGCAGAGGAAGGUUGGGGCAAAGCUAGUUACUUCAAGAACAUUCAAGUAGUUGAUGGAUCAAAUGAGCUGAGAAGCCCUGAAAAUCUUCAAGUGUUCACUGAUCAAGAGAAUUGCUACAAUGUGAAGAGUGGCAGUGGAGGUUCUUGGGGAAGUCACUUCUAUUAUGGUGGUCCAGGCCGAAACCCUAAUUGCCCUUAAGAUAUGUCUACUUAGAUCAUUCCAAAUUAGUCAUCAACUGUAUAAAACAUUAUUAUAUAUACACAUUCUUAAGUAUAUUGGUUUCAGAUUGCAAGAGUGGUUUAUUGUUUGUUUCUAUGGUGUAUUGGUGUGUAGAGAAGAUAAAUUUCUAUAAAGAACAUGGUCACAUGUA